Messenger RNA from Fraxinus pennsylvanica, 1152 nucleotides. The record is from the annotation of a GenBank genome assembly. Lineage: Eukaryota; Viridiplantae; Streptophyta; Magnoliopsida; Lamiales; Oleaceae.
AUGAUGAGGUAUUUCCUAUUCCUACUUACAGGCCUAAUUUCAUUCAAAAUUGUUUCUGUUUCAGCAGAAAUAUCAUACCGUACUAGUGCCUUCUUCAUCUUUGGAGAUUCAUCUGUUGAUCCUGGAAACAAUAACCACAUCAAAACCAUACCUGAGAACCAGGCUAAUUACAAGCCUUAUGGUCAAAACAGUUUCUUCAAGGAUCCGACCGGUCGCUUCUCCAAUGGUCGCAUCAUCGUAGACUUCCUCGCUGAAUUUGCAAGCUUGCCACUAAUUCCUCCAUACUUGGAACCCUCUGCUGAUUAUGGCCAUGGAGUUAACUUUGCCUCUGGAGGAGCUGGUAUUCUUUCAACCACAAAUCAGGGUUUGGCCAUUGAUCUCGAGACACAGUUAAACUACUUUGAACAAGUGCAAAAAUUGUUAAAGGACAAACUGGGAACUGCCAGUGCAGAAGAACUCAUAUCAAAUGCAGUUUAUUUCAUUAGCAUGGGAAGUAAUGAUUAUUUAGGAGGGUAUUUUGGUAACCCCAAGAUGCAAGAACUACACCAUCCAGAAGAAUAUGUAGGCAUGGUCGUGGGAAACUUGACAAAGGCAAUUCAAGAAUUGUACAAGAAAGGCGCGAGGAAAUUUGGGUUUUUGAGCUUGUCACCUUUGGGGUGCUUGCCUGUUUUGAGAGCUAUGAAUCCUAAAGCUGAUGGAGGGUGUUUUGAACAAGCAAAUGCUCUAGCAAUGGCACAUAAUAAUGCCCUCCAGACUGUCCUGAAAAACCUUGAAUACCUGUUGAAAGAUUUCAAGUACUGCAACUCAGAUUUUUAUAAUUGGAUUCAAGAUCGAAUGAACAAUCCCUCCAACUACGGUUUCAAAGAAGGAGUGAAUGCUUGCUGUGGAACGGGACCUUAUGGAGGAGUUUUCACAUGUGGAGGCACAAAAAUGUUACCCACAUACGAGUUAUGCGAAAAUGCAAAUGAGUAUGUAUGGUGGGAUUCUUUUCAUCCGACUGAAAGGAUUCAUGAACAGUUUGCUAAAGCUCUUUGGGAUGGCCCUUCGGCCUCGGUCUGGCCUUGCAAUCUUCAAGAUCUCUUCCUCCACAAGGAGAAGCUCACCAUUGCUGAUAUAGUUGAUAACAAUCCAGAAUACCAACAAAUCUUUUGA